Messenger RNA from Eptesicus fuscus (big brown bat), 821 nucleotides. RefSeq names its product NME/NM23 nucleoside diphosphate kinase 3 (gene NME3). Lineage: Eukaryota; Metazoa; Chordata; Mammalia; Chiroptera; Vespertilionidae. The transcript has 5 exons. The record is from RefSeq and is a predicted model, not a curated record. Gene Ontology annotation, molecular function: nucleoside diphosphate kinase activity. Bases 56 to 565 code for a protein of 169 amino acids. Gene Ontology annotation, biological process: CTP biosynthetic process; GTP biosynthetic process; UTP biosynthetic process.
CGCUGGCCCCACCCCCAACCCGGGUCGGCGCUUCACUCCAGCUGCCGGCGCCAUCAUGAUCUGCUUGGUGUUGACCAUCUUCGCCAACUUAUUCCCGGCGGCCCGCGCCGGUGUCCAUGAGCGCACCUUCCUGGCCGUGAAGCCCGACGGCGUGCAGCGGCGGCUCGUGGGCGAGAUCGUGCAGCGCUUCGAGAGGAAGGGCUUCCAGCUGGUGGCUCUGAAGCUGGUGCAGGCCUCGGAGGAGCUGCUGCGCGAGCACUACGCGGAGCUUCGAGAGCGCCCCUUCUUCGGCCGCCUGGUCAAGUACAUGGGCUCGGGGCCCGUGGUGGCCAUGGUGUGGCAGGGGCUGGACGUUGUGCGCAUCUCACGGGCGCUAAUUGGGGCCACAGAUCCAGCAGAUGCCCCACCCGGCACCGUCCGAGGAGAUUUCUGCAUCGAGGUUGGCAAGAAUGUGAUUCAUGGCAGCGACUCUGUGGAGAGUGCUCGCCGAGAGAUCGCGCUCUGGUUCAGCCCCAACGAGCUGCUCUGCUGGGAGGACAGCACCGAGCAUUGGCUGUAUGAGUGACCGCAGGGGACCCGAGGCUGAGCCCCCAGGGCCUGAGGACAGGCGUGCUGCAAUCGGUGUGGGUGACUUAGCACCCCCCAGGCCCGAGGUGGUGCUCAGAACACCCUUCUGUGGCCGUGUUGACAGCACCCCUUCGGACCUCCAAGAGGACAGGUGGGUCUGCCCAAACACUGGCGCGCACUGUUCAGAGCGGUGGCCCCGGCGCUCAGCUUGGUCCAGCAUCUCUUUUUAUAAUAAACUAAAGAAAACCCUCGUG